Messenger RNA from Drosophila elegans, 1200 nucleotides. RefSeq names its product elongation of very long chain fatty acids protein F. Bases 49 to 846 code for a protein of 265 amino acids. Gene Ontology annotation, cellular component: endoplasmic reticulum membrane. Gene Ontology annotation, biological process: fatty acid elongation, polyunsaturated fatty acid; fatty acid elongation, saturated fatty acid; very long-chain fatty acid biosynthetic process. Gene Ontology annotation, molecular function: fatty acid elongase activity. The record is from RefSeq and is a predicted model, not a curated record. The transcript is spliced from 2 exons. Lineage: Eukaryota; Metazoa; Arthropoda; Insecta; Diptera; Drosophilidae.
AAAAUCGAUCAGUCGCUCCUCCACUGACACCCAGACCACAUAGUCGCCAUGUUCGCCCAGAUGAUGGACUUUCUGAACCGGACACCGCCGGAUCCUGUGCGUCUGCCAUUCACCAGCAGCCACUGGCCGGUCUUGGCCAUACUGACCGCCUAUAUGGUCCUUAUAAAGGUGGUGGGUCCGAGGUUCAUGAAGAACCGAAAGGCCUACGAUCUGCGUGGUGCCAUCAAGGCCUACAACAUCGUGCAAAUCGUGUACAAUAUCAUCAUGUUUGUCAGUAUCGCCCACUUUAUGCUCGGUCCUGGCAACUACAACUUUAAGUGCAUCUCCAACCUGCCGCUGGACCAUGAGUACAAGACCUGGGAGCGAUGGGUCAGCUAUACGUACUUCUUCAACAAACUCAUGGAUCUGCUGGAGACGUUCUUCUUCGUCCUGCGAAAGAAGGAUCGGCAGAUCACCUUCUUGCACGUCUUCCACCACGUGUACAUGGUGUACAUUUGCUUCAUGUACAUGUACUAUUAUGGCUACGGCGGACACGGCCUAUUCCUGAUCAACUUCAACGUGGUCGUGCACAUUAUGAUGUACGCCUACUACUACCAAUCCUCUCUCGGCCAGGAUAGGCAGGCGAAUCUGUGGUGGAAGAAGUACAUCACCGUCGUCCAGCUGGUCCAGUUCGUGAUCGUUCUGUCGCACUGCAUCUACAUCCUCCAGCAGCCCGACUGCACCACAUCCCGCCUUUCAGCCACGUGGGGCUCCUAUGUAUCUGUGGUAUUCAUAGUUCUAUUUACCAACUUCUACGUUCGCGCCUACAUUCUUCCCAAGAAAAAGAAUGUGCAAGCGGCGCGGUAAACGAUAUGAACUUAGACGAUCAUUUAAGAUUACAAUGUAAUAUAGUUUUUUUUUUUUUUUUUAAGAGGCAUACAGCAAGGACGCCUCUAAAGCCAAAUGAGGGGGGAGGAGGGAUUUAUUAAGUAAUGAAAAUCAUGCAAUUAUAAACACAAGUUUAUAAUUUACUUUUCACGAUAGUUUUUGGGGGUAACUUUCGUUGAAUCCCUUCUUUAAGAAACCGCGCCUGGCUUACAAAACAUCUCAGUUCCGUUCUGGGAUCUUGUGACUUCUUUAUACCUUUAGACCUUUGAAAAUAAACAGAGUUUCGUGUAUUAGGUCAAGAUUGUGGAAAUAAAUAUACCUCUCUAAUAAAAA